Tilletiopsis washingtonensis is the source of this 1872-nucleotide messenger RNA. RefSeq lists its product as hypothetical. Lineage: Eukaryota; Fungi; Basidiomycota; Exobasidiomycetes; Entylomatales. Gene Ontology annotation, biological process: protein folding. The coding region runs from base 1 to 1872 and encodes 623 amino acids. Gene Ontology annotation, molecular function: alpha-tubulin binding. The record is from RefSeq and is a predicted model, not a curated record. The transcript has 9 exons.
AUGAGCGCAGACGCUCUUCCAAUAUCUCGCCCUGCGGCGGCGCUCGGCGAUGCACCCGCCGCAGAUGCUGCUGCAGCUGGCGCUGCCGCACGUCACACUCUUCCCGCCGUCGGGGCACGCUUCGCCCUCGGUGCGGACCGCGGGACGGUGCGCUACGUCGGCGCCGUGCCGCCCGCCGCGGGCACCUGGCUUGGCGUCGAGUGGGACGAGCCGUCGCGCGGCAAGCACGACGGCUCGCACGCCGGCGUGCGGUACUUCAGCACUCGCUCGCCGCGAGCGGGCUCCUUUCUGCGCCCGAGCGCCAAGCUCUCGUUUGGCACGUCCUUCCUCGCCGCGCUCGGCGCCAAGUACCUUCCCGCCGCGCCGCAGACAACACCCACCACGACACACCCCGCCCCCCGGUUCUCGCGCCGCAACCUGGCCGACAUCGAAAUCGAGGCGCCUAACAUGGACGCCGUGUCGCAGCGCGUGUCGCGCCUGUCGCGGCUGCGCCAGGUCGGCCUGGGCGGCUGGCGGGCGGAGGAUGAUGCAGACGGCGCCGCCGAGGUCGCCAGGGCGUUUGGCGAGGGCGAGCAGGCAGGGCGCAUUGCAGAGACGUGUCCGAACGUGCGCUGGCUGGACCUCUCGCGCUCGCUGCUGCCGUCGUGGCAGGAGCUGUCGCUCAUCACGCGCGAGCUGCGGCAGCUCGACACGCUGGUGCUCCACUGCAACCGCCUCGAGCAUGAGCAAGGAGCGGCUGUUCUGCCCGGCUUUGCUGCCGUGAGAGACCUCGGCCUGGACAGGUGUCUGCUCGGCUGGGAUACCCUCUGCGACCUCGCCGCUUCGUUUCCGGCCCUCGAGACACUCCAGCUCGGCUUCAACGACAUUGGCAAGCUGUCACACGCUCGCGAGGCGCCGCGCCUGCCAGUCUUUGGCAGCUUGCAGACACUCAACCUCGAGGGCAACGGCCUCACGUGCUGGCGCGACAUCGUCGACGCCCUCGCCAGACUGCCCGCGCUCGAGCGUCUCGUCUUGUCCUCAAAUCCAAUACACGCGAUUUCCACGCCGUCGGCGGCCGAGCUCGCGGGCGAGCGCCUCUUUCCGUCGCUGAAGCACAUCUCGCUCAUCGACGUGCCCCUGGCGCGCUGGAGCGACCUCGAGGCGCUCGACAUGUGGCUGCGCAGCGGUCCGGCGGAAGAUCCAAGCGGGUCCGCCAGCGGGGCAGACGCGCAUGCCCGCGCUGGCCUUUCAAGCCUGGCACUCGGCGGCACGCUUUGCCCACUGGCGAGCACCGAAGAGCUGCGCUCGCUUGCUAUUGCGCGCCUCGGCGGCCUGACCCAGCUUAACGGCACGGCGGUGCACCCAGAGGAGCGCAAAGAGGCAGAGCGCUUCUAUCUCUCGCGGAUCACAUCCGACAUGCCCGAUGCCUCCGACGCGCAGCGGACCGUCCCGCAUCCCCGCUAUCCCGAGCUCAAGCAGCGGCACGGCGUCGUGGCGCACGCACCCGGCAAGGCCGAUCUGCUGCAGAGCAAGCUCAUCGAGCUCACGCUCCACGUGUCGCCGGCCGCACCCGCCGCCGAGCCGCCGCACCUCACCCCAGUGUCCACCACGACCGUGCGCGUGCUGCCCACGACGGCGCUGCGCCUGCUCCGCACCAAGCUGGCCAAGGCGGCGGGCCUGCCGGACAAAAAGGCGAUCCGCGAGAUGUGGGCCAUGCUGGCGCCGCAGGCUGGCCCCGGCGCAGAUGGAGCUCUCGCUGGCGCUGGCCCCGCCGCAGGAGACGCUCUCAACCCAGGUGACGCUCCCAUCGUGUUCCCCCUCGACCAGAAGAGCAAGGCCCUCGAGUGGUACCAGCUGCGCGCAGGCGACGCCGUGGUGCUCGUCAUCGGCUAG